This is a messenger RNA of Mytilinidion resinicola, 1188 nucleotides long. RefSeq names its product Clavaminate synthase-like protein. Bases 1 to 1188 code for a protein of 395 amino acids. Gene Ontology annotation, molecular function: oxidoreductase activity. Lineage: Eukaryota; Fungi; Ascomycota; Dothideomycetes; Mytilinidiales; Mytilinidiaceae. The record is from RefSeq and is a predicted model, not a curated record. The transcript is spliced from 4 exons.
AUGCCAGCGGACGAUCUGCAGCACCGAAGCCAGCCUGAUAUCAGCUAUUAUCCUGACAUCACCAAAUACACGAAGCGCACAGAACGACGGCUGCGAAGUGAGAAGCUGGAGACUGCUCUGCACCACGGCUUGCCGAGAUACAUCGAGUCGCCUGCGGCAUGGACCAGCUCGAUUGCCGACUCGCCAGACUCAUGGCUGUAUUACUUAGACGCUAGUGAUGUCGAAGAACUCAACCAGGCAGUGACGCGUUUCCAGGGUACGCGUACCCCUCUUAGUCAGAUAUCCCGAGAAACAUUUCCUCUUCCCCAGCUCAGCACAAAGCUCCGGGCUUGGUCGAGGAAUGUACACUUCGGACUCGGCUUUGUGGUUCUCCGCGGCCUCCCGAUUCACAAUCUAUCCACCGAAGAGCGCGUAAUCGUCUUCGCCGGCGUGUCCAGCUUCAUUGGGAACAUUCGAGCGCGACAAGACCAAGGCGGCGCAGCGCUUUCUCAUGUCACUGACCUGACAGGCACACAUCCAGCGGCCAUUGGGAACCCUGCCUUCACGGCCGGCCCGCAAGCGAUGCACACGGAUCCGGGCGAGGUCAUCGGGAUGUUCUGCAUUGGCAUCGCAGCAGACGGGGGCGAAAGCCGGGUCGCAAGCUCGACAACGAUAUACAACGAGCUUGCGCUGCAACGGCCAGACCUGCUGAAUACGCUAGCACAGAACUGGGUCUUUGACGGGUUCGGUGGCGAUCCGAAGUUCACUGAGCGCCCUGUUCUGUUCGUUACGCCGGAGAACCGCGUAAUCGUACAAUUCGUGCGGCGCGCCUUCACGGGGUUCCAGGAUGUGCCACGCUCUAGCGACAUUCCUCCCAUCACUGAAGCUCAAGCCGAGGCGCUUGAUGCUCUGCAUUUCAAGGGGGUGGAGAAUUCUAUCUCCAUCCGAUUCCAGUUGGGCGACUUUCAGUUUUUGAACAACCUGAAUCUUCUGCAUGCGCGGGACGGGUUUCGCGAUGGCGAAGGUCAAAAGCGCCAUCUACUGAGGAUGUGGCUACGAGAUGAGGAAUAUGGCUGGUCACUUCCAAAGGAGCUGAAGGACAGCGUCCAAUGGAAGAGGCUAUUCGAGAUGAACAAUGCAGACCAGUGGUUUCCCCUUGAGCCACAAGUCAAAUCGGAAAGAUUCAACUUACCUUCGCGCGUUGAAUAG